AUGGAUGAUGAGGUCUUUGUCAAUGAGUAUUACGUGGAGUACAAAGGCUGCUGGGGCUCCCUAACGUUGACGGAUCAGAUGCUUCAUUUUCGGGCAGACCCCCCUCGCAAGUCCACCAUCAAGUUGAGUUGGUUGCUUUUGGACAAGCUGCAAGUGUCAGUCACACGGAAACGCCUGUCGAUUGUCACAAAGUCGGGAAAGACAGCGACGUUUACCGUGAAAGAUAGAGAGACUCUGGAUAAUGUUCGGGGGGAUAUGAAACAGUUCGUGCAGACAGCCCACGAUGCCAAGAAGAGCGCCUCAGCAAAACCACCACAACCGUACCGACGUCAGAGCAGCAUCACCGCUCCCAUUACUCGAAUGUUCCAGGGAGCCCUGGAUUAUUACUACUCGACAUCUACCCGCCAUAUAAGUGCCAAUAAUGCCAAGCACGAAGAUCCCGAGAUUCGACAACUCAAACUCAAAUAUGCUGCUGACAUUGCCAGGAAUCCUCAAAUCAACGACCUAGACAAUCAAAUCAAUCAACUUCAACGGCAAAUGCAACAGGUACAAUGGGAACGCCGACAAUUUCAAAGGACACAAGAAGCUCAGCUAAAUCAGGACAAAAGCCACUGGAAGAGUCAACAAUACGAGCUUCAAACCAAACUCGAUCGAAUUACCAGGAUCAUUAAUGAGGACGAAGAUAUAUCCGAAGAUCCCAGUUACUACAUUGCUAGACGUGCGUACACCAAAGCUGUCCAAAAAGCAUCCGCCAAAGUCGCCCACAAAGCCGCCCCUCCCGUCCUGACCAAUGGGAAUCGCUCCGCCAAUGGCGCACAAAUCAAUGCCAAACGCAAAACCCAAAAACAAAUUCUCGAUGUGGAAACAAACCUAUGUCAAAUCAUGCACUUUUCCAUGUGCUUGCAACAUCAAAUCAGUGUCCUGAAAAAGAACAAACUACUGGUGAGCAGUUACCUGGAACGAGAAAAGCUAGUGGUGACCAGUGAACUGGCGCAAGAUCAAGAAUUUCAACAAUUAUUGGACAACAACAGUGAUACGAGUACUACUACUAGUAGUCAUUACGAACAAUGGUUGACACAACAAGAGGCGGCAUUGGAACAGUUACGGGAACUCAUGUCGGGACAUGGUCCGUCGUAG
Seminavis robusta is the source of this 1137-nucleotide messenger RNA. The record is from the annotation of a GenBank genome assembly. NCBI's taxonomy places the organism in Eukaryota, Bacillariophyta, Bacillariophyceae, Naviculales, Naviculaceae.